UCACUUCUCAUGAACUCAAACAGCGCCGAUUGGCUCGGAUUCCAUUUUAUCUGGGCCCGCGUCCAGGUCUCACUCUCUCGGUUUCUGUCUAUUGUUUAGUGCGGCGGGCAGUUCUGCCCACUCCUGUGCGUCUGGCCGCCGCCGACAACACUCUGCUCAAUGUCAAAAGACAUCCUUUAGGGUUACCUCCCAAAGAAAAAGCAAAAAACGUCGAUGCUAGUGACAAGAAGGUGGAUCUUGAAGUACAGCAGUCUGAUCUACCUGGAUUGUCCCCUAGUGGUGAUUCAUUGUCCUAUGAUCUGGUCAAAGGCUCUCGCUUUGGCAGUCGCACUGUUUUCUUACAUCGAAAUGAAUUAAUCGGUGGGCUGAAGGAGAUCGCACCGGUUGGUGAGUCUGGUUUUGGCUUUCAAAAUCUUCCUUCUGUGAUUUCUUAUGCUAAAUAUACCACUAGACGAAUUCCUAUACUCAACACUUUUUGCAAAUACAACCCAGAGUUUUGUAGUGGUAUUUCAUAA
This is a messenger RNA of Protopolystoma xenopodis, 515 nucleotides long. NCBI's taxonomy places the organism in Eukaryota, Metazoa, Platyhelminthes, Monogenea, Polystomatidea, Polystomatidae. The record is from the annotation of a GenBank genome assembly.